CCCCGGCAUGUUAUCCUAUGUGUCCAUCCCCGGCAUGUUAUCCUAUGUGUCCAUCCCCGGCAUGUUAUCCUAUGUGUCCAUCCCCGGCAUGUUAUCCUAUGUGUCCAUCCCCGGCAUGUUAUCCUAUGUGUCCAUCCCCGGCAUGUUAUCUAUGUGUCCAUCCCCGGCAUGUUAUCCUAUGUGUCCAUCCCCGGCAUGUUAUCCUAUGUGUCCAUCCCCAGCAUGUUAUCCUAUGUGUCCAUCCCCGGCAUGUUAUCCUAUAUACACCCCCUGCCUGGGGUUUGCAUGUUCUCCCUGUGCCUGU
Molecule: messenger RNA, 304 nt
Organism: Staurois parvus
Lineage: Eukaryota; Metazoa; Chordata; Amphibia; Anura; Ranidae
Source: the annotation of a GenBank genome assembly